Molecule: messenger RNA, 1023 nt
Organism: Linnemannia hyalina
Lineage: Eukaryota; Fungi; Mortierellomycota; Mortierellomycetes; Mortierellales; Mortierellaceae
Source: the annotation of a GenBank genome assembly
AUGGACCACAUAUACACCGGACACCAGCAGGACGACUCCGAAGACCUCCUGAUGCGCACCGACAACGAUAUCAUCGACGACGUCGCUGAAGAAGCCCACCAUCGUCGCUCCUCCUACCACGAAGAGCGCCGCAAGAGUGAUGUCGGCCGCGACUUUGAUCACAAGCCUACCCUGAGCCGUGAGCGCAGUGAUGAACACCACCACUCCCGCCACGACUCGGAGCCACACCCUAAUCGUGGACACGACCGGGAUGACAAGUACGAUGUCCGUCCCACACUCAACACCUACGGAUCCGGCAACGACGCUGCCGGUCGCCGCUCCCGCUCCAGAAGUCCUGCCCGCGAAACCGCUACAGGCGGCGGCAACUCUGUCAGAGAGCGCAGAGUCUAUGUCGGCAACCUUUCUUACGACGUCAAGUGGACAAACCUCAAGGACUUUAUGAGAGAGAUUGGACCCGUUGCUCACGCUGAUGUGCUCUUGGGUCGCGAUGGUCGCUCCAAGGGAUGCGGUGUUGUCGAGUACCAGAAUGCUGACGAUGCCAGAGCUGCUAUCCGCAAGCUGAACGAUGUUGUUCUCAUGGGUCGCCCCGUUUUUGUCCGUGAGGACCGUGAGUCAGAGUCCAGGAUUGGUUUCUCUGGAGGACGCGGAGGCGCAGGCCCCGCUCCUGCCGCUGGUGCUGGCGCUAGUGGUGCUAGUGGUGCUAGUGGUGCACGCCGUGACGUAAAUUCCCGCCAGAUCUAUGUCGCCAACCUUCCAUAUUCGAUCAACUGGAAGGACAUGAAGGACCUGUUCAGGAAGGCAGGACCAGUGGAUCGCGCUGAUAUCUUCCAGGACAAAGAGGGAGAUGAGCAGAGACUCGUCCUGUACGUUUGGACACCCGCAGAGUUGUCUGGAGCUGACAGAGGUCGCAAUUUGGCGGCUAAGCAACAAAGUUGUGGCUACACUCUCCUGUUCUGGCAUGCCUGUCGGUGUGUAUACGGAAGGAACGAGGUUGCGGUUGCAGAGGCACUGUUGCGGCUCUAA